Molecule: messenger RNA, 853 nt
Organism: Chenopodium quinoa (quinoa)
Lineage: Eukaryota; Viridiplantae; Streptophyta; Magnoliopsida; Caryophyllales; Amaranthaceae
Product: PRA1 family protein D-like
Exons: 1
Coding region: 27-638 (203 amino acids)
Biological process (GO): vesicle-mediated transport
Cellular component (GO): endoplasmic reticulum; Golgi apparatus
Source: RefSeq, a predicted model, not a curated record
AAGAGUUCAGUAUAUAAGUACACCAAAUGGAGUACUACUUCUCAUCCUCUCCAAUACCAGCCCAAUACCCUUCAUUGAUCCUGCCACCAGAAUCCAAUUUCUUAAUGACACCUUUGUCGCAAGCAGCCAACGAUAACUCUGUCGUCUCACCAGCUAAAAUAGCACCAUGGCUGGAAUUCUUUGACAUCCACGCAUUCUCCCUUCCCGUCUCUUUCCAUGAAGCCACAACUCGACUAAUCCAAAACAUAACUCACUUCGAUCUCAACUACAUAAACUUGGUCUUCCCAAUCUUCUACCUCUUUCUAAGCUUCACCCCUUGCCGACUCCCUUUCAAUAUCUUCUUCUUCUAUCUAAUUAUUAAUUACGCUUGUGUGUACUUAUACGUGACCCCACGUUACCCUCUCCAACUACGUGUCUUUGGGUGCAUUGUCUUCGUCUUCAACCUUUGGAUCAUCAUUGGAGUGCUUGUUGGUAUUACUGUUCUAGCCUUCGGCAUUGGGCAUGCCUGGAUUAAUCUACUGCUGUCUGUUUUAAUUUCCAUUGUUAUUGUCUGCUUGCACGCCUUUCUUAGAGCUCCUACUUAUGAUGGCUUGCUUGAUGCUCUACCUCAAUCUGGGCCAGAUUUCAGUGAUGUCUGAAAUUUUGGGUUUCUUCUUUAAUAAGAAGGAUGUGGACGUUAUAUUUUAAAAAAAAGAUUGUAUUGAGUAAUCAUUUUAUUAAGGUGUAAUUUGCAAAAGAUUAAGCAAAAUGAAAUCUUUCAGGAUAUUGGGCUUUGUUAAUUAUUAUUUUAUUCAUUUUGAAAUAGUUGCAACUCUUGCAAGUUUGUGAGUUGUGAUGUUUCCAAUUUCACGCU